AUGAGGCGCCUGUGGGGCGCAGCCUGGGAGCCCCGGGGUUGUGGACCGGGCGAAGAGCGGACAGGGGCGCAGCCGGAAAUGCCCGGAGCCAGGCCCGCGGGACUGGAGAAGCGCGAGGCAGGGCGGCGCCUCGCUGCGCUCAGCGCCCGGUUCACCUCGCCCUGGCUGCGGGAGGAGGGGAGCCGGGCCCGCGGGCCUUUGGAUUCCGGGACCGCCCCCUCUCGCUCCCCGGCCAGCGGUGACCGGCAGAGGCAGCCGCAGCCUCAGCGACAGCAUGAGACCCGGUGCCGCCCUUCCCCGCCGGCGGACGCGUGGCAAGCGGCGGCGGCUGGGCCCAUGCGCUCCACAGGGGCGCCGUGGAGCCUCGUCGGCCGCCCGCAGCGCCGACGCCGGGGGCCGCCGCGGGGCGCGUGGGCGCUGACGGCCGCCGGGCUGCUGUGCACUGCACUGGCCGCCUACGCCUGCUGGGGACAGCUGCCGCCACUGUGGCCGUCCCCUGCGCCGCCGCGGCCGGUGGGCGUCCUGCUAUGGUGGGAGCCCUUCCGGGGCCGCGGGGGCGCGGCCAGGCCGCCCCCCGACUGCGGGCUGCGCUUCAACAUCAGCGGCUGCCGCCUCCUCACCGACCGUGAGGCCUAUGGAGAGGCCCAGGCUGUCCUUUUCCACCACCGCGACCUGGUGCGGGGUCCCCCCGACUGGCCCCCGCCCUGGGGCGUCCCGGGGGGCGCGGCGGCGGAGCUGGGGCUGCGCGAACUACACGGCCAGGAGGAAGCGGGGGCCGCGGCGGCCGAAGCUCUGGCGGCCUCGGGCCCCAGGCCCCCGGGCCAGCGCUGGGUGUGGAUGAAUUUCGAGUCGCCCUCCCAUUCCCCGGGGCUGCGAGGCCUGGACGCUGACCUCUUCAACUGGACGCUCUCCUACCGGGCCGACUCGGACGUCUUCGUGCCAUACGGCUACCUCUACCCCAGGAGCCACCCCCGCGAGCAGCCACCAGGCCUGGUCCCGCCGCUGGCCCGGAAACGGGGGCUGGUGGCCUGGGUGGUGAGCCACUGGGAUGAACGCCAGGCCCGGGUGCGCUACUACCACCAGCUGAGCCGACACGUGCCCGUGGACGUGUUCGGCCAGGGCGGCCCAGGGCUGCCGGUGCCCGACAGCGGGCUCCUGCACACGGUGGCCCGCUACAAGUUCUACCUGGCCUUCGAAAACUCGCAGCACCUGGACUACAUCACCGAGAAGCUCUGGCGCAACGCGUUGCUGGCCGGGGCGGUACCGGUGGUGCUAGGCCCAGACCGUGCCAACUACGAGCGCUUCGUGCCCCGUGGCGCCUUCAUCCACGUAGACGACUUUCCCAGUGCCUCCUCCCUGGCUACCUACCUGCUUUUCCUGGACCGCAACCUGGCGGUCUACCGCCGCUACUUCCACUGGCGCCGGAGCUACGCAGUGCACAUCACUUCCUUCUGGGACGAGCCCUGGUGCCGGGCCUGCCAGGCUGUGCAGACAGCUGGGGACCGACCCAAGAGCAUCCACAACUUGGCUGGCUGGUUCCAGAGGUGA
This is a messenger RNA of Castor canadensis (American beaver), 1548 nucleotides long. It is a transcript of the gene Fut4, whose product is annotated as fucosyltransferase 4. Lineage: Eukaryota; Metazoa; Chordata; Mammalia; Rodentia; Castoridae. Gene Ontology annotation, molecular function: alpha-(1->3)-fucosyltransferase activity. The record is from RefSeq and is a predicted model, not a curated record. Gene Ontology annotation, cellular component: membrane.